Trachemys scripta elegans is the source of this 8414-nucleotide messenger RNA. It is a transcript of the gene ECPAS, whose product is annotated as Ecm29 proteasome adaptor and scaffold. The transcript has 49 exons. The coding region runs from base 121 to 5670 and encodes 1849 amino acids. Gene Ontology annotation, molecular function: molecular adaptor activity. Lineage: Eukaryota; Metazoa; Chordata; Testudines; Emydidae. Gene Ontology annotation, biological process: proteasome assembly. The record is from RefSeq and is a predicted model, not a curated record. Gene Ontology annotation, cellular component: nucleus; cytoplasm.
CCGCGGCCCGGCGAAGGGGGCGCGGGGAGAGCGCAGGGGAGAGGCGGGGAGGGACCCCACCCCACCCCGAGUGACGGGAUCGCUCCGGAGCCCCCGCCUCCUCCCGCGGCGGCUGGCAACAUGGCUGCGGCCGCCUCCGCCGCCCAGGACGAGCUGAAUCAACUUGAACGUGUAUUCUUACGUCUUGGCCAUGCAGAAACAGAUGAGCAGUUACAGAAUAUUAUAUCCAAAUUCCUACCCCCUGUCCUGCUCAAACUGUCCAGCACGCAGGAAGGAGUGCGUAAAAAGGUCAUGGAGCUCCUAGUUCACUUGAAUAAACGCAUCAAAAGUCGUCCAAAAAUUCAACUUCCAGUAGAGACUUUACUAGUCCAAUACCAAGAUCCCGCUGCAGUUUCCUUUGUCACCAAUUUUACUAUAAUUUAUGUUAAGAUGGGUUACCCUCGUUUGCCUGUGGAAAAACAAUGUGAAUUGGCGCCUACUCUCCUCACUGCAAUGGAAGGGAAACCACAACCACAGCAAGACAGCCUAAUGCAUCUUCUAAUACCAACCCUUUUUCACAUGAAAUAUCCUGUUGAACCAUCGAAAGCAGCUUCUCCAUUUAAUCUUGCCGAAAAACCAAAGACCGUACAGCUGCUCUUGGACUUUAUGUUGGAUGUGCUCCUUAUGCCUUAUGGAUACGUACUGAAUGAAUCCCAGAGUCGCCAAAACGUGCCAUCGGCACAGGGCUCUUCUGCAUCCAGUAGUGCUGGAAGUUCGGGGAUCCCUCAACCUCCUCCAGGGAUGAGCUUUUACGCAGCCAAGCGGGUAAUUGGAGAUAGCCCAUGGACACCUGAGCAGCUGGAACAGUGUAAACUGGGAAUAGUAAAGUUCAUUGAAGCUGAGCAGGUACCAGAGCUUGAAGCUGUCAUACACCUGGUCAUAGCCUCCAGCGACACACGACACAGUGUAGCAACUGCGGCAGACCUGGAACUGAAAAGCAAACAAAGCUUAAUUGACUGGAAUAAUUCUACUAUCGUCAACAAAAUGUACAAAGUGUACCUCGGGGAUAUACCACUGAAAACUAAAGAGGGAGUUGUUCUGAAGCCAGAACUGAAACGAGAUCCAGUCAGCACCCGGGUUAAAUUAAAGAUUGUUCCUCAUCUUCUGCGUUCCAGACAAGCUGCAGAAACAUUCCCAGCUAACAUUCAGGUGGUAUAUGAUGGACUCUUUGGUGCAAAUACGAACACGAAACUGAGAACUCUGUCCCUGCAGUUUGUACAUCAUAUUUGUACAAGUUGUCCAGAAAGUAAAAUAAAGCCACUAGGCCCAAUGCUUUUAAAUGGGCUUACGAAACUGAUUAAUGAAUACAAAGAGGAUCCCAAACUGCUGUCAAUGGCCUAUUCAGCUGUUGGAAAACUCUCCAGUCGAAUGCCUCAGCUGUUUACCAAGGACAUAGCUCUUGUCCAGCAGUUUUUUGAAGCUUUGUGCAAGGAAGAGCCCGAUACCAGACUUGCUAUUCAGGAGGCCUUGUCUAUGAUGGUUGGAGCAUAUAGUAGUUUGGAAGGAGCACAGCGUACGCUUAUGGAGGCUCUUGUGGCUUCAUACCUAAUAAAGCCUGAAGUCCAAGUGCGUCAGGUGGCCGUGAAAUUUGCAAGCACAGUGUUCCCUUCAGAUCACAUCCCUUCCCGAUACUUACUGCUUUUAGCUGCAGGAGAUCCACGAGAGGAGGUGCAUGGAGAAGCCCAGCGCGUACUGAGAAUGUUUCCUGGUAAAAAUGAAAAGGAGAGUGCUGGUAAACAGAUGCCUUCCUUCCCAGAAAUGGUCCAUUACAUUCAAGACAAGGCCUCUCACCGAAUGAAAACUCCUGCUAAAUACAUGACCGGAACUGCAGUCCUGCCUUUCAAUCCUGCUACGUUUGGAGAGAUAGUCCUGUACCUGCGAAUGUGUCUUGCUCAUAGCGCAGGUGUGGUGCCAUCCUCUCAGAACUUAGCUGACAUGCAAGACCAUGCUCCAGCAAUUGGCCGUUAUAUCAGAAACCUGCUGUCUGGCAACUUCAUAUCUUCCUCAUCAUCGUCAUCUUCCUCAAAAAGUGGAGAAACCAACCCAGUGCAAAUCUAUAUUGGCCUUCUUCAGCAGCUGUUGUCUGGUGUUGGAGGUUUGCCAGUCAUGUACUGUCUUCUAGAAGUUGUUUCGGUGUAUCCAGAAAAACUAGCUACCAGAUUUGCAGACAAAAUAGAUUGGAUAAAGAGUCUGAUGAAUACUAACAAGGAAGAGAUGCGUGAGCUGGCAGCACUAUUGUAUUCUGUAGUGUUGUCUACAAUGUCUGGAAAUGAACUGAAGUCCUCUGUACAGCAACUGAUCAAGACAGCAAAAGACAAUCAUAACCCGGAGAUCCAACAUGGAUCCUUGUUGGCUUUGGGAUUCACAGUAGGAAGGUACCUGGCCAAAAGGAAAACCAGAAUGAUGGAGAUGCAUGACAUUGAAGAGCCAAAUAUUGUUGUCAUGCCAGAACAAGACCAGCUCAUAAAGACCACAACAGAAACAAUAGGUUCCUUUUUGGACAGCACCUCUCCGCUCCUGGCAGUUGCUGCUUGUACAGCACUGGGGGAAAUUGGCAGGAACGGCCCCUUGCCAAUUCCCAACGAAGGCACCGGGUUUACAAAGCUGCAUCUUGUUGAAAGUUUACUGACCAGAAUCCCUUCUGGCAAGGAAACAAAUAAGAUGAAAGAACGAGCGAUACAAACACUGGGUUACUUUCCAGUGGGAGAUGGAGACUUUCCCCACCAGAAACUACUGUUGCAAGGACUAAUGGAUUCUGUGGAGGCCAAGCAAAUAGAACUUCAGUUCACUGUUGGUGAAGCCAUUACCAGUGCUGCAAUAGGCACCAGCUCAGUGGCUGCCCGUGAUGCUUGGAUGGUCACCGAGGAAGAGUAUACUCCUCCUGCAGAUGUGAAAGUGAAUGACGUGGUCCCCUGGGUUUUGGACCUCAUUUUGAAUAAGCACAUUGUCAGCCCUAACCCCCACAUCAGGCAGGCAGCCUGCAUCUGGCUUUUGUCACUGGUGAAGAAGCUGAGCACACACAAAGAAAUUAAGUCUCAUCUCAAGGAGAUUCAAAGUGCAUUUGUUUCAGUUCUGUCUGAUAAUGACGAACUUAGCCAAGACGUUGCUUCAAAAGGCCUUGGGCUAGUGUAUGAACUAGGUAGUGAACAAGAUCAACAGGAGCUGGUCACCACGCUUGUUGAUACGCUUAUGACUGGCAAAAGGGUCAAACAUGAAGUGACUGGAGAAACAGUGGUGUUCCAGGGAGCCCUUGGCAAAACCCCAGAUGGUCAGGGUCUCUCUACCUACAAGGAGCUUUGUUCACUGGCUAGUGACCUCAGCCAGCCAGACCUGGUGUACAAAUUCAUGAAUCUGGCCAACCACCAUGCCAUGUGGAACUCGCGCAAGGGAGCAGCGUUUGGUUUCAACGUGAUCGCUACAAAGGCUGGAGAGCAACUGGCUCCGUUUUUGCCCCAGCUGGUUCCCCGUCUCUAUCGUUACCAGUUUGACCCCAACAUGGGCAUUCGACAGGCUAUGACCAGCAUUUGGAACGCGCUUGUCACCGACAAAUCUGCAAUCGAUAAAUACAUGAAGGAGAUUCUGGAUGAUCUGCUCAACAACCUGACCAGCAACAUGUGGAGGAUCAGAGAAUCCAGCUGUCUAGCACUGAAUGACUUAUUAAGAGGCCGACCACUGGAUGACAUUAUUGAUAAACUUCCAGAAAUCUGGGAAACCCUGUUCCGAGUGCAAGAUGAUAUUAAGGAGUCUGUGCGAAAAGCAGCAGAACUAGCCCUGAAAACGUUAAGUAAGGUGUGUGUGAAAAUGUGCGACCCUGCCAAAGGCGCAGCGGGCCAGAGAACUAUAGCGGUGUUGCUGCCCUGCCUGCUGGACAAAGGAAUGAUGAGCACAGUGACUGAAGUUCGGGCUCUGAGCAUUAACACUCUUGUGAAGAUCAGUAAAAGUGCUGGUGUUAUGCUGAAGCCUCACGCGCCAAAGCUCAUCCCAGCUUUGCUGGAGUCCUUAAGCGUGUUGGAACCCCAGGUUCUCAAUUAUUUGAGUCUCCGCGCUACGGAUCAGGAGAAAGCUGCAAUGGAUAGUGCCAGACUUAGUGCUGCUAAAUCAUCUCCCAUGAUGGAAACAAUUAAUAUGUGCUUGCAGUAUCUGGAUGUGUCUGUCCUUGGUGAGCUGGUUCCUAGGCUGUGUGAGCUGAUCAAAAGUGGAAUAGGCCUGGGCACUAAGGGAGGCUGUGCCAGCGUCAUUGUGUCACUAACCACUCAGUGUCCCCAGGACUUAACGCCGUACUCAGGCAAACUCAUGAGUGCUUUACUCAGUGGGCUGACUGAUCGCAACAGCGUGGUGCAGAAGUCUUUUGCAUUUGCUAUGGGGCAUCUAGUUCGGACCUCCCGGGAUAGUAGCACUGAGAAACUACUGCAGAAGCUCAACAGCUGGUACAUGGAGAAGGAAGAACCGGUCUAUAGGAUAGGCUGUGCUUUAACUGUUCAUGCCAUCGGGCGCUACAGCCCGGACGUGUUGAAGAACCAUGCCAAACAGGUCUUGCCUCUGGCAUUUCUGGGCAUGCACGAGGUCCCAGAUGAAGAGAAAGGAGAGAAAGAUGAUUCUAAUCUGUGGACCGAAGUGUGGCAGGAAAAUGUACCUGGCACUUACGGUGGCAUUAGAUUGUAUAUGCAGGAGUUGAUCGCCAUUACCCAGAAGGCUCUGCAGUCCCAGUCUUGGAAGAUGAAAGCCCAGGGAGCGGCUGCCAUGGCCUCUAUUGCCAAACAAACUGGUUCCCUGGUACCACCCCAUCUGGGAAUGGUGGUUGGUGCAUUGUUGCAAGGUCUGUCUGGAAGAACGUGGGCAGGAAAGGAGGAGCUGCUGAAAGCUAUCGCCAGCGUCGUUUCUGCAUGCAGUGCAGAGUUGCAGAAGUCUGUGCCCAAUCAGCCCAGCGUCAAUGAUGUUGUCCAGGCUGUCCUGAAAGAGUGUCGCAAAGAGAACCUCAAGUACAAGAUGGUAGCGCUCCGAUGUACGGCAGACGUGCUGAAGGCGACAAAGGAAGACCGUUUCCAAGAGCUGGCGGACAUCAUCUUUCCGAUGAUAAAGAAGAAUUCUCAUGAGAGCAUAGGAGCUGGUUCACCAAAGAAUGAUGAUGACGAGAAUGAAAAAGAAAAGGAGCUUCAAAUGGAAUCUCUGCUCUGUGCCUUUGAGAGUUUGGGCAAGGCCUGGCCUAGGAAUCUGGAGACACAGCGCUGCUAUUGGCAAGAGCUGUGCAAAUUAAUGUGUGAGCGUCUGAAACUCAGUACGUGGAAAGUGCAGCUUGGAGUGCUACAGGCCAUGAACGCCUAUUUUCAAGGGUUAAUGCUUUUUGAAGAGGUGCACUCAGACCCUGGGGCUUUGACAGAAAUCCUGUUGGAAACCUGCUCGUCUAUCACACACUCUUUAGAAAAUAGGAGCUACACCUCCAUCAGAACAGAAGCGCUGUCUGUGAUAGAACUGCUGCUUACCAGACUUAAAGAGUCUAAACAAUGGGACAGCCUGCCACUGGAAAGCAGAGCGCUCCUCAUUGGCUCACUUACUACCAUGGUAUUGGACAGCAGACCUGAGCUGCAAGAGAAAGCAUCUUUAUUGAAGAAAACACUUGAAAACCUUGACUAAAUUGUAAAACACCAACAGCAAAGUGCCAUGUAAAACAAAAACAAGUGCAGUGUGAUCCGAAAACCAAGUGGGGAAAUGAAGAUUUAAUCUGUAGCAUGCAUCAUUCCUUGGCCAAAAUAAAAAAUGCCUUAAAUUCUGUUCCCCAUUAACUGUAUUUUUACUGUUUUAAGCAGCUGGUUAGUAAACAACUUUGAAGUUGUGGAAAAAAUAGUUGUAUCAGUAAAUACCUCUAAAGAUCGCCCUAAAAGACUUAUAGGUGUGUGAUCUAAAAGAAGUAUUAAGGGCAAGAAGCAUCUGAUUCUUAAAAUAGGCAAAGGAUGUAACUUAAUUUACCCUAGAUCCCAAAUGCCCCGUAAAGAAUUGUUGAAGGUGGCUGAAGAACCAACAGCUCUGGAAAGUUUAAAUGCUUGUUUUCAUUUCACUGAACCUUGCCUGUGGCGGUUUAAUACUUGGUGCCCAACUAGUGAUUCUUUAAGUCUCUCCAGGAGAUCGGGGGCAACUAAUAUUUAUAUUAACGAGGGUUGAAAUCCUGCCUCCGUUUAAAUCAAUGGCAGAAUUCCCAUUGACUUCACUGGGGGCAAGAUUUCAUCCCAGAACUCCCAGCUCACUGCUAGCCCAGUCUGGUCCUCCCUGGCACACACUCCCAGUGUUUGUGAAAUAUGAAAGGCAGAAUAUUGUUGACUUAUUUCCUCCGUCUCUGACUUGAGUGGAUUUAGCAAAUCCAUGCCCCCUUCACAGCUAAUGGAUCCGUGCCUCCCACAUUUUAAACAACAAUGAUUUUCUCCAAAAGUAUGCACCUGAAAGAGCACUUUAAUGAGCUGCCUGGGGCUGAGGUGGUUUGGAUCUGUAAGAAAUGACAGGUGGGGAACACUGCUCUUCUCCAAGUUGUUUUGCAUGACACUCCUUAACUGCAGCAAAAAAUGACACCCCCCCCCCCCCAACUUUUUCUAGAAAAUGUUUUUCCAGAGUGUUCAGUUUGCCAUGAUGGAAAUUUUUAUAGUAGUAGUCUUUUUUUCAUGUUUGUAACUCUGUUCUUGCUUUGGAAAGCGGUAACAAUUUAGACUUCUCAAUGUUUGUAACAAACUGAAUAAUGGAUAUCAUCUAUCAGUCGCCAGCUCACACUGGUUUCUAGAAAAUACUUUUAAUUUGCACUUAAUAAGAAAGACCAUAUCUGCAUUAACAUGGAGUAAAAAUUCUAUUUGAUUAAAUGGCCACGCUCCCCUAUCCCCCCUCUUUUUUAGACAAAAGGCGUAAACCUGGAUGCUGUGACGACAGGCUUUAGAAAUGUAAAAUGACUACUGUAACCUUAGCGUGGGUAGUUCAUCGCUUUGCUGAGUAUGAAUAAAAUCAUGAGCGUUGGCAACCUCACAGCCAUGGAUUUCAGCAGAGAAAGACUUGUUGUUUUCUUAAAGACUCCCUCCAGUCCCUUUCUGACUUUCUCUCCCCCAGUAGAUUAUCAAAUAACCUUGCCAACCAUCAUUGCUCUGUGUUGCUGGCAUAUUCAGGAUUGAGUAUUCAGUACCUACCUUUCCCUCAGGUGUGUGCUAUUUCACGUACAUUGGAAAAGCAUUAAACUAGCUUACUAGUCUGAUGUUGUACCUAGGGGGAGGGGCAGUGCAGUCCAUACCCAUCUCAUCAGAAAAUUUCAGCCAAUGUUGGGGUAAGACUCUUCAUUUUAUGGCACUUCUGUAUCAAGCUCUAAUGCAUCUUGUAUUAGCACACAUUAGGCAAUCCCUUGGUGCUGAGAGCUGGUGCUAAAACAUUUGAUCUAUGACUUAGUGGCUGGGAGCUGCUGUUUGUUUACAUUGUUUGGAUUACCAAGCACAUUUGUAAAUUUUAAAAGCUUAUUGGGCAAACACUUGCAUAAGAGGGUACCAUUUGAACAAAUUGCCUUCCCUGAAACCUUUCCACAGGAGCUCAUUUUUGUAUGAAUGAGAAUUCCCCGUGUUGCUUUGCUGUCGCUGUUGUUCGUCUGACUUAUUCUUUUUCAUAUAGUUCAAAGCAACAGACAGUUACAGGAAACCAAGCGCUCCCAGUCGCUGAGCCCUUGAUUUCAGCAGGGAUGUGCGUAUUGGGAGGCAGUACCUAAGAUUAUGUAGCCCUAGCUAGAGCAACUGGGCUAGCUGCCGUAACAAAUGUUUUUCUGCUAGGGGUUUAUAGUACAUAGAAGAAGAGGUUCUAGAAAUUCUACUGGUAUCUGGAUUGACAACUGUGGCCAGGAUUACUGGGAAGCUGGAGAUGGUGUAUUAAAAUCUGACUCAUAAAGCAAUAUGUUUUUAAUGAUUAAAAGUAUGGAUUCAGAAUUCUUCUACAGCAUGUGCCUAUACACCGAACCUACCUGCACAGAAGUUGAUAUGAAUUUAAACCAAGGUCUGAUUUCUACCCCCCUUUUCAUUUGUAAACUUGACAGGAAAAAAAAAAUAGAUGUGGCCUUCCUAGAGUUUUUCCUCUGAAAGUGAUUGCACUAUGUAAAACACACUGUACUUUGCCCAAGAUGGGCAUUUCUUGUGCUGCUGCUUUGUAGACCAAGAGUGAGGCGUGCAAGUCUGACACUAGCACUCAUUCUAACCUGCAAGCUGUUGCUUAAAUGGAUGUAUAUUAAGAAAAGUUUUCUAAUGUUGCAAGGUCUCCAUCAAAUUCAUUGUGAUCUGUACUUGGAUGUUGAAGUAUGUAAAUGGACUGAUUGAAAGAAAACCCUCCCGUUUACCAAAAAGGUAACAUUAAAUAAAGGUGCAUGACCUGUU